CUAAUUACACCUUUGUCAUCCAUUAUCAGAUGACGCCCCUCAUCAGCCAAGCCUGUGACCUUCUCCUGGCUCAUUUAAAACGCUAUGCAGAAUCUGGGGAUGCAUUCGACAUUCAGAGGUGCUACUGUUGUUACACCACAGAUGUGGUUGCCAGUGUCGCCUUUGGCACCGAGGUGGACUCCCAGCAGACUCCUGAAGAUCUCUUUGUGAGACACUGCAGGCGUUUCUUCAAGUUCUGCAUCCCCAGACCUAUCCUGGUUCUCAUCUUAUCAUUUCCAUCCAUAAUGGUCCCACUGGCCUGGAUUUUGCCCAAUAAGAACCGAGAUGAACUGAAUGGCUUUUUUAACAAACUCAUUAGGAAUGUGAUUGCCUCGCGGGACCAGCAAGCCGCAGAAGAGAGGCGGAGAGACUUCCUCCAAAUGGUCCUGGAUGCCCGACAUUCUGCCAGCUCCGUGGGUGUGGAGGACUUUGACAUGGUCAGAGAAGUCUUCUCCUCCACCAGAUGCGAGCUGGGUCCUUCCUGGCAAGGCCAGCCCAGAACCAUGUCCAGGCCUUUGUCUGCGGAUGAGAUUGUGGGCCAGGCCUUCAUCUUCCUCAUUGCUGGCUACGAGAUCAUCACCAACACACUCUCUUUUGCCACCUACCUAUUGGCCACCAACCCUGAUUGCCAAGAGAAGCUUCUGAGAGAAGUGGACCUCUUUAAGGAAAAGCAUGCGGCCCCUGAGUACUGCAGCCUGCGGGAAGGCCUGCCCUACCUGGACAUGGUGAUCGCAGAGACUCUGAGGAUGUACCCACCAGCGUUCAGGUUCACGCGGGAGGCGGCCCAGGACUGCGAGCUGCUGGGGCAGCGCAUCCCUGCAGGUGCCGUGCUGGAGACGGCGGUGGGUGCCCUGCACCAUGACCCUGUGCACUGGCCCAGUCCCGAGACCUUCGACCCUGAAAGGUUCACGGCCGAGGCCCAGCGGCAGAGGCGGCCCUUCACAUACCUGCCCUUCGGGGCGGGUCCACGGAGCUGCCUCGGCGUGCGGCUGGGGCUGCUGGAGGUCAAGCUGACGCUGCUCCAUGUCCUGCACAAGUUCCGGUUCCAAGCCUGCCCUGAGACCCAGGUGCCACUGCAGCUAGAAUCCAAAUCUGCCCUGAGUCCAAAAGAUGGUGUCUAUAUCAAGAUUGUGUCCCGCUGACACAGAAGGCUGCCAGGGGAGGGAGGG
This is a messenger RNA of Carlito syrichta (Philippine tarsier), 1208 nucleotides long. RefSeq names its product thromboxane-A synthase (gene TBXAS1). The transcript has 8 exons. The record is from RefSeq and is a predicted model, not a curated record. Lineage: Eukaryota; Metazoa; Chordata; Mammalia; Primates; Tarsiidae. Gene Ontology annotation, molecular function: monooxygenase activity; thromboxane-A synthase activity; oxidoreductase activity, acting on paired donors, with incorporation or reduction of molecular oxygen. The coding region runs from base 30 to 1181 and encodes 383 amino acids.